AUGGCAAUCGCGACCAGACUAUCACCCAAGGCAAUGACUACCCUUGGAGUUAUGGCCUUUGUAACUCUCUGCUUCCAAACCUUCAACUCAUCAGCACUUCCCUCUCUCGACGCAACAACACUUGCUCGUCUUGAUGCAAUCGAACGUCAAAUUGCAACUCUGAACCACAUUCUCGCAGAAACAAACUCCACAGUCCCUUUGAAUUUAACCUUUCCAACCCGAUCCUCCCCGGACACAUCACUUGCAGAAGUGACAAAGAUGGUUUUUGGCAUCGCUGCAAUUUUGGCUUGGGCAGCUUCGAUGAGUAUCUUCUUCGAAGAGGUUGGAAAAGCGGCGUCAAGAACCUUUGCGAUGGGGAUCUGGACUGCUUGUGUUACGUUUGUCGGACUCUGGUAUUUCGGAGAGCCUAGAGAGUGGUAUGGGUAUUUUUUGGGUGCUAAUUGGGGGUUUAUCGGUGCCGUGUUUUUGGCGGUUGUUUUCGAUAGGAGGGAUGGGGGUGUGGAUAGGCUGAAGGAGGCUGUCGUAGAUGGGCAGAAGGCUUGA
This is a messenger RNA of Aureobasidium melanogenum CBS 110374, 543 nucleotides long. RefSeq lists its product as uncharacterized. The record is from RefSeq and is a predicted model, not a curated record. The transcript has a single exon. Lineage: Eukaryota; Fungi; Ascomycota; Dothideomycetes; Dothideales; Saccotheciaceae. Bases 1 to 543 code for a protein of 180 amino acids.